GUGUCGGUGCUGUAAGAAGGAAGACUUACAAAGCAGAGAGCAUAAUGAAUUCUGAGUAACAUAUGAUAGAUAUAUGGCGUUGUAUAUCUGCGCUGGACAAAUGUCUUUUGUCCACCUUUAAAGUUUUCUAAUUUAACUUCAGAACACAAUCCCUCUCCUUCCCAUCCCAACUAUUUAUUACCCAAGUACUUUGCUUGAUUUUCUAGCAACACCAGUCACUAGGGUUCAUUCCUCAUCUCUCACUUUCCUGAUUUUUUUCUCUUCCUUGUAGGAGAGGGGGAGAGAGAGAGAGAGAGAGAGUGUGUGUGUGUGUGUGUUUGUGUGUUUUGUAGUAAGUAAGUAGGAUCUCAGAGUGGAAAAGAGAGUUUUUUUUUUUCAAAAGGAGAGAUGGGUGUGGAUUUGAGGCAGGUAGUGGCAGGUAUUUUGACACUGGCAAUGUUUGUGAUGCUUGGGAACAUGAUUAAGAGAGACCAUUUUGAUUCUGUUGAAGAGAAAUUUCCUGGCAGCGGAAGGGAUACCUUGGAAAAUGCCAAGAUUUCAAAGGAGGGCCUCAGCAAGAAGAAUAACGGGCCUUGGAAAGAUGAUGGUCAGGAGCUAAAACCAUGUUGGUCUAAGCCAUCUGAUGAUGUAGAGCAGACGGAGGGGUAUGUCCUUUUCUCGUUAACAAAUGGCCCUGAAUACCAUGUUUCACAGAUUGCGGAUGCUGUUGUCGUGGCAAGGUAUCUAGGGGCAACUCUUGUACUUCCUGACAUUAGAGGGACCAAACCAGGGGAUGAGAGGAACUUUGAAGAGAUUUACGAUGUUGAGAAGUUUAUAAGUAGCUUGGAUGGCGUGGUUAGAGUAGCAAAAGAACGACCUGGUAAAUUAUCAACAAGGAAUCUUGCUGCUGUUAAGGUCCCUAAUCGGGUUACAGAAGAUUACAUUGUAGAACACGUGGAACCGAUUUAUAGAUCGAAGGGCAACAUAAGGCUGGCAACUUACUUUCCUUCAGUUAAUAUGAAGAGGAUAGAAAGAAAGAGUUCUAGUGAUUCAGUUGCAUGUCUGGCAAUGUUUGGAACUCUAGAGUUGCAACCAGAGAUUAACGAAGUGGUCGACUCAAUGGUUGAGCGACUGAGAACUUUGAGUCGCAAGUCAAAUGGCCAAUUUGUAGCAGUGGAUUUGAGGGUUGAGAUAUUGGAGCAGAAUGGUUGCCAAGGAGGAGACGAAUCCGGAACAAAAAGUUGCUAUAAUGCACAAGAGGUUGCUUUAUUUCUGAGGAAAGUUGGAUUUGGAAAGGGUACCACAAUCUAUUUGACUGAAUCAAAAUGGGACAGCAGCCUUGAUGCUCUGAAAGACAUCUUCCCAAAAACUUAUAUAAAGGAUGGCAUUAUCCCUGCUGACAAGAAGUCAAAGUUCCUGGAUUCAGAGGGUUCUGAAUUUGAGAAGAUCAUUGACUUCUACGUAUGUUCGCAGAGUGAUGUUUUCGUACCAGCCAUCUCUGGCUUGUUCUAUGCAAAUGUGGCGGGUAAGAGAAUUGCUUCCAGUAAAACUCAAAUACUUGUCCCAACCGACAUCUCCGAUUCCUCUGCAUCUGCCUCUAAUUUCAUCACACAUUAUGUCUCAAAGAAGAACCAUUUGGCGUAUUCAUGCCUUUGCUAGUGCCCGUGAGAAGAAACCCGGAAAAAGAAAAGCGUGACAGAUGUAUUGAAGCCUUCAAAGAGGGUGUUAGCUUUCCCUUAAUUGAGCUUGAUGCGGUUAAGCAGAUGGACAUGAUAGCUUGUAUAAUGUAUAUUUUAAGCUGGCUUACAAGAACCCUAAACAUAAAUUUUUCUGUUAAGAUGAUCUUUUAAGACACUCUUUGAUAGGGCAGGAAGUUUUCAACCUAUAACGGUUCAUCUGUCGUUUGUUAUAUUUCAAAACAUUUUUCCUAUAUUCUUUCCAAUCAUCUUGUCACAUUUUCCGAAUCUGGUUGCGCAGAAGGAUUAUUGUAGUAAAACUAUACAUGCUAUCCCUUGUUCAGAAUA
Prunus dulcis (almond) is the source of this 2003-nucleotide messenger RNA. RefSeq names its product protein MANNAN SYNTHESIS-RELATED 1-like. The transcript is spliced from 6 exons. The coding region runs from base 388 to 1638 and encodes 416 amino acids. Lineage: Eukaryota; Viridiplantae; Streptophyta; Magnoliopsida; Rosales; Rosaceae. The record is from RefSeq and is a predicted model, not a curated record.